AAUAAUUAUUGUAUGAUGUUAGCACAGGGUAUACACUAAUGUGGCCUAAUUAUGUAUAUAGUUAAGACUGUUACAAUUCUAUGUUCAUUGUGGACAACACCUUUAGUUUUCGGUACCAAACAAGAGAUAUUUCCGCAGUCAGCCUACAGAACGUGGGAGGAUGCCGAGUCCAGUUGUAGGAAGGACGGGUUGGGACUCCUUGUAAAUGUAGACAAACUGACGUCAUCAUCAUUAACGGAACUGGAGGACAGUAUCACAGACCCUGACCCCUACUGGACAGGUGCCUACAGACUCAGCAUGUUUUAUUGGAACUUUGGAUGCUACACAAUCGACUCUGUAGCAAUGUACUUGAAAAACUUAAACCAAAACGAAACAGCGAAUUCUGUUGUGCACUGCGCAGUUUUCUGUGGAGAGAAGAGAGAUUGGAUUGGACUUAUGAAAGGCUUCUGCUACUGCCUAGAUAUUGUUUCCCAAGUCUCUUUAGAAGUUUCACAAUGUACCAUCCCAUGCCCAGGACACAAACGAGACGCAUGUGGUGAUGAACAAGCUAUGUCGGUCUAUAAACUGCUAAACGAAACAGAGAUAGCAGAUGACAUAGCUAAGGAGCAACUGAAGGACAACCAAUUAUGCACUUACCUAGAAAUCAACGCUGGCAGAAUAGCAUGGAAGGUGGACGACUGCUCGCAGCAGAAGAUGGUCCUCUGUCAAAACAGGACUGACACUGGGACAGAAUUCAGAAAUCCACACUAUACUCGAAAAGACUGGGACACAGCUCACCAGGACUGCCGGGAUAAAAAACUGGAGAUGGCGGUGAUCACCCGUAAUGAUACAAAUAAGCCUCCAUUUAACAGGUUGUCUCCAAGUACAAAAAUAGAUGUGUGGAUUGCCCUGUAUAGACACGUUUUAGAUCGCUGGACAGACAUAGAUAUGAAGGACAAUCCCCAAAACUGCCUGGCCAUUGAAAAAAAUAAUUUUGGAGUUCUUGACAGAACCUGGCAGCCAUGCUCCACCCAAAAUAAAUAUGUCUGUCUCAGUGAAGGUGCAUCGCCAACAGUUGAAUCUGCAGUUAUAGGAACGCCCUCUCCAACCACAGUGUCGACAGGACGAACGAAACAAACAACUCCAACAAUCCCAAAAUCAACAAUUCUAACAGAAAAAACAGCGAAACAAACAAUCAUUUCAACAACAGAGCAAACCCCAACAGCAGAAGGUACAACAACACAAUUGAUCCCAUCGACUAAAUUUAAAAUACAACGUACAACAAUGCCAAUAACUCCACAAAUAAUUCUAACAAUAAAACGUAACCGAACACAACAAGCAACAAUUCCAACAACACAACAAACAAUCCCAGCAGCAAAAGAAACAACACAAAUAAUUCAAACAACAAAAGUUACAACACAACAAACAACUUUUCCAACGACAGUAGAAACAACACCACAAACAAUUCCAACGACAAAAGGCACAACACAGCAAACAUCUACUCCAACAACUUUUCCACCGAUAGAAGUAACAACAUCACAAACAACCCCAACAAUCAAACGCACAACACAACAAACAACAGCAAAAACAAAUAUUCCAACGACAGAAGUAACAACACCACAAACCAUUCCAACAACAAAAAUAACAACACAAGAAACAAAACUUCCAACAACAGAACAAACAACAAUUCCAUCUACAGAAGUUACAUCCAAAUUAUUUCCAACAACAGAUGAACCAACACAAUACACAACAACACCAGCAGCAGCAGAGCAAACAACAUUUCCAACAACAGAGUUAACAACAACACAAACAACAUUGUCAACAACACAAGAAUCAACAAUUCCAAUAAAAGAACUUGAAACUACUUUUACGGGGGAAAAACAAACGUUUCCCACAGCAGUAAAACUAACAAAGGUGAUAUCGACAGAACAAACAACAAGUGUAUCAACUUCUGUUCCAACAACAAAGCAAAUUAAUUUUCCAUCGACAGGGCAACAAACGUCUAUUCCAACAACACAAAUGAACACUAAAAUGUCAACAACUCAGUACACAACCCUUUUUUCUUUAGAAUUAAAUACCGUGUUAGAGACAGAACAAACUUUUUCGAUGGCAACAAAAAGAAUACCUACGGAAUUAGCAAGAGGAUCAACUGAAUUAACAAAGGCUGCUGGGAGUCCUUCAACAGAAAUCUUUCAUACAACGGAAUUAUUGUCAAAAGCUACAGACAGUGUUACAACUAUGACCAAAGUUACACAAAGAAAGACCACAGAGGAAGAUACCACGAAAAGAAAAUUAACAGUGUCACACAAACAUACAACAUCGUCAGGGAACGCCUCUGAUACACUAGAGCCAAAUCCUGAGAGGUCAAGUGAACAGGUCAGCAAAAUACCUACAACAGAACUGAUCGUGGUGAUCGUCAUCUUCGUUGCUGUGCUCUUACUUGCUGUUUUUGUUUUCCUUCAGUGGUUCAUUAGAAAAAGAAGGAAAUCUGUGACCUUAAACAGAAGAACAAGCACAGAAAUAACCUUCAAAGGUGAAGAAGAAAUGCUGAUUAGAUCUUACAGUGGGAAGUCAGCAAACCUAUCCCCGAAACCAUUACCUAGAAUUGACAUUGAUAAAGGUUCUCUCCAGGCUCUUUCUAAUAUUCCAGAUUCACACAAAAAUCUAAACCAAAGUAAGGAGACAUUGGAUAUUCCUUGGAUAGAUGCCUCAAGAAAUACUCUUGAUGAUAUAAGUUUUUCUCUGGACACAGAGCCUCGUUCUGAAAAUAUUGGCGCCAAAUCUCAGUCUGCGCCUGAAUUAGAUCGAAUAGGUGACGACUCUGAGGACGACGAUGAUUCCACCUUCAUGAAGACGUUUUCGCAAAAGCAUCAACCAAUUGAAUCUGAAAUAUAAAAGAAGGAGUUUGUGAAGGUUUUGUGCUGUGAAACAUUAUCUUUUUUGAGUUGCGUUAAUUUAAAAAAUCAUGACGGUACAUGUAUCAUUAGUAAGUAAGAUUGGAGCAAAUGAUUUUAUUUAUCGACUUGACAAUUUUUUUUUUACUUU
Molecule: messenger RNA, 3024 nt
Organism: Saccostrea echinata
Lineage: Eukaryota; Metazoa; Mollusca; Bivalvia; Ostreida; Ostreidae
Product: mucin-17-like
Exons: 11
Coding region: 52-2874 (940 amino acids)
Source: RefSeq, a predicted model, not a curated record